UUCAUUAAUGACGAUUUUUAAAAAUAUGAGCGCCACGCUAUCCGUGAAUCAAAAGCAUUUGAGUGUCAAUGAGGAACAUUUUGGAGGUGUUGGGACGGCAGCUCGAUCACGCUCGGAACGUGCUUCUAGCUUGGCACUACCGCACAAUUCCCUAUUGGAUUUUUACGACACAGAGCAAGAGCAAUGCAGCUCAGUGGCAUUGUUGCCGACGAACGUAAAUGUAGUAGUGCGAAGGCAUUCAUCGCACUACUAUCCCAUGUUAGAAGAGAAACAGCAGCAGCAGCAGCAGCAGCAGCAUCAGUUUCAGCAGCAACAACAACCAUUAAAGACACAAUUACAAAUGCAAAUGCAGGCACGGCAAUUGACUGCAAUGGCCACAACUGAUAACGGCGGCACCCUAUCAACAUUUACCGCUGCCAUUCCCGAGUUGCAGCAAUACAAUUAUAAUCAUAAUAAAGGCGGUCAAUUGGCGAUUCAAGACCUCCAAUCGAUGCCAUCAUUGUCGCUUUCAAGCUUCGUAAAAGGCAAAGAGAAGAAUAAUUUUCAAUAUAACACGGUGACCAAUUGUGCCACCCAAAAUCCACCUUCAGGCAUAUCUAACACUGCAGCUACAGCAGCAGGAUUGGCUGCAGCCCCAACUUCAGCACCGGAUACUCCACCGCCACCCAUACCCCGGCGUACAUUUCGUGGCAGUUACGCUUGGAAUACAGCAAUUGACUCGCCCACACUCACGUCUGCAAAUCAAACUCCAACCAAAGAUAAACAACAUAUCAGCACAGGCACCGCAUUUGUUUAUCCACCGCAAACACAAACGCUCUCACCCUGUCGCCGUCAACAGAGCCACACAGUUUAUUACAACACAAGCGGUGUUAACCCAUUGGAUUCGCCACAAAUACCCAAUCAAUUGCAAUCGCAGUCAUUGCUUGUUGACCUAGCCACACGUCCGCUCUACGUGGAUGCGGGUCUCGAUGCCGGCGGCAUUUCCGAUGAUGAUCGUAUGAGUUUGGAGAAUUCUGUAUUUGACGAGUCGCUGACAUCGACACCUGUCAAGGUCGCCUCGAAAGUUGCGACAGAAGGUACUGCGAGUGGGAAAUUAGCUAACAGCGCAUUCACAGCAAAAACAUUGGUCGCUUUCACUGGUGAAUUAAGUAACGCUGCAAAGCGAGCUAAUCGCUCAUCCAGCAGCACCGCUGACUCCACCAUUACAAAUUCAUCGGGUUACGGAUCGGGGCAUAGUGAGCGGUUUGCCUCCUCUUCGACAAGUGCCGACUUUCGCAGUCGUUUCUCAUCAGUGGAUACUCAAUCAUCAAUGGACAGCUGCCCAGCAGAGAAAACAAGCGACUUUUCACAUUCCAAGGACUGCUACAAAAUGGAGCGUACAAUGCUCAAUGAUGCCUUGAAUGACUAUAAUAAUUUGAAUAACAAUGAAACUCGCACUCACAUUGCUUGUAAUACGGUGGCCAGCAACAAUAACACACUGGGUAGUCGCCAAUCUACAAAUGCAACCUCUCAAACUUUAAGCGGCUUGAACCAACAAAAGCCACCCAUAGUUCCAGCUAGGAAACAAUAUGGAGAUGCAUCUAAAAUUCCAUAUCCUUGCAGUCAGAAUAGUUCACAGCAGUCAUUACAAAGCAGUGGCUGCGGCAGCGGUAGUGGUAGUGUCGGCAGUAGUAAAGGUACUUCCACGGUCUCGGCCUCCACAUCCACGUCCUCGACAGUAUCUGCUGGUUCGGGUACUUCCUCGGGCUCGUUGUUGUCCGGUUCGGGUACCGCAUCGAAUACAGCUAUCUCUCCACUUACACAAAACUCAGCCAUUAUUUAUCAACAACCAAAACGUCCAGUACCACCGGUACCACCGGCACGCGGUCAAAUUAGUUCUGAAAACAACGUCAAUAACAGUACACAAAAUGAAACAACAACAUCUUCAAAGGCACCACCACCAGCGGUAACCAUUCGUAAUAAGUUGGGUAAAAGUAAGCCCCCACCCAUCGUUUACCCAAAGCUGCAUCAGCGACAAGACUCGAAUUUGUCAAGUGACAGUUUUUCCGUCACUUCCAGCCCAGGAUAUAAUUCUAAGAAUCUCAUGGAUGUACCGUUGCUUCAAAAUGCAGCUGGUAUCAAUAAGAGCGCUUUGAAUAUGGGAAGCCGACGCCAAGAUUCACCAGAUGGUUUUAAUUUGAAUAAUUCACGAUUUGCGGCUUUGGCAACGGCUGGUAUGGGAAAUGCUGUGGUGCCACCGCCACGCAACAAAUACAGUUGUCGUCAAGAUUCCAAUAUUUCAAGUGAUAGUUUCAGUCAAACUUCCAGUCCUGGUUACAAUGUAAAACUAAUGGAAGCUCCCCUAAUACCCUCGCUCUCUGUCAAAAGGUUGUGUGGCGUGCCUGCGCCAAUUGUCUACAAACAAAAACUGCAAAAUGAAACCAUCGAAGAGAUGGAACAAUCGGUUCCUAUGUCACCACUCACUAAAUGCGUAUCCACUCCAGCUAGCCUGCAGACAAUCGUACAUUUUCAAAAUGGAACACCCAAUACGAUGUCGUUGCAGCAUCAGCGGAUUAUGAAUCGUCGCAAAAGUUCAAAUCCUUACUGUACCAAUGGUCGGAUGAGGUUCCGCGCUCUCCAACUCUUUCUCAAUGUAGUCGCUAUAUUCCUUAUAGCUGCUGGCAUAGGGACAUACUUAAGUUCCUAUCCGACCAUCAAGUUCGUCAAUAAAACUAUAAUAAACACCGUCCAUGUGGAAGAAAUAUCAGGUUAUGGAAAAAAUCCUGCGCCCGGCACGUGUUUACCGAUUAUCGUAAAGUUUUGUCAAGGUCCACAAAUUCCUUAUAACUACACCGUAUUUCCCAAUUAUAUCGGACAUUUUGGUCAACUGGAAACUCAAGUGGAUCUAGAUGCCUAUGAUGCAUUGGUUGAUGUGCGUUGUUACGAGUUGGUAUCGCUUUUCCUGUGCACACUUUUUGUGCCCAAAUGUGGUUCAACCGGCGCAACAGUACCUCCCUGUAAGACGCUGUGCACUGAAACGAUGCGACGUUGUGGUUUCUUUUUCGAUGUAUUUGGUCUGAGUUUGCCCGAAUAUUUGAAUUGCAAACUGUUCAAAGAUUUCGAAAACCCCGAAGAUUGUGUUGGUCUGGAUCAGGUGCGUGAAGUGAUGCUGGCAUCGACAAAACCGAAAUGUGAUGGUUUCCAGUGUGACCAGAAUCGCUGUUUACCGAAUGAUUAUGUAUGCGAUGGCCAUUUAGAUUGCAUGGAUCAAGCAGAUGAGGCCAAGUGUGAACGUUGCCAAAAGGAUGAGAUUUAUUGUGGCGACAAUCGCUGCAUAGGUAUGAAGCACAUUUGCGACGGUAUUAUCGACUGUCCCUUUGGGCAAGAUGAACGUAAUUGCAUACGUCUUAGCGAGCGUAAUGGCGAUUUAGGGAAAGGAGUGUUGGAAAUCUACCGCAUCAAAUCACAAAAAUGGGCACCGGCUUGCGUUAAAAACUGGGAUCGUGCGGUAUCGCCUUCAGCCGUCUGCUCUAUGCUGGGCUACAGUGCCGUUAACGCAACUAGCGUGGUGACACUUAAGACACAUCGACCGCUCUUGACGUCCAUAAAUGUUUCCACUGAUAUUUGGAAAAUGUAUGCGAAGAAACAUUCAAAUUUAAUGCAGGAAUUCGCAAAUUGUACGCCGGAUGAGGACUAUCCAAUCGCCGAGCUGACGUGCGCUAACUAUGAGUGCGGCAAGGUGAAACGUGGUCGCCAUAAACCAUCUCGCCGCAUUAUUGGUGGCUCACAGGCAAACCCUGGAUCAUGGCCAUUUUUAGCUGCCAUUUUAGGAGGACCCGAAAAAAUCUUCUAUUGUGCCGGUGUGUUAAUAUCCGAUCAAUGGGUACUCACGGCAUCGCAUUGUAUAGGAAAUCACACCGUCAUUGAUCUAGAAGAUUGGACCAUACAACUCGGCGUAACCCGCAGAAAUUCUUUUACCUAUACAGGUCAAAAGGUUAAAGUCAAAACCGUCGUACCACAUCCAAAUUACAACACUAUAAUCACGCAUGACAAUGACAUAGCACUGUUUCAACUUGCCACAAGAGUCGCUUUCCACGAGCAUUUGUUGCCGGUUUGUCUGCCACCGCCCGGCAUUAAACUGAAGCCAGAUCAAAUGUGUACGGUAAUCGGUUGGGGGAAACGAGAGAAUAAAGAUCCCAAAUCUACUUACGAGCCCAUUGUCAAUGAAGUGCAAGUACCCAUUAUUGGGCGACAACAGUGCGAUCAGUGGCUGGAUAAUCUGACAGUAUCUGAUGGCAUGAUUUGCGCUGGCUAUGAAGAAGGAGGCAAAGAUGCAUGUCAGGGUGAUUCCGGUGGACCUUUACUCUGCCCCUAUCCGGGUGAAAAGGAUCGUUGGUUUGUUGGUGGAAUCGUAUCUUGGGGCAUUAUGUGUGCACAUCCAAAACUACCCGGUGUAUACGCAAACGUGAUCAAGUAUGUGCCAUGGAUUCAGGAACAAAUGGCUAAGUAUUCGAAACCGGUGGGCGAGGAAAAGUUUUCGAAAUAUGAUGCACAUCCUGGUGGACCAGAUAUACUGUCGAAUAUAGCGACUGGACCAGUGCGUAGCAAAAAACCACAUCACAACCAGAAUCGCAGUCCAAUGGACAUAGAUUAUUAUGAAAAUUAUAAGAAAACUUAAGUUUAACUUGAAAGUUUAUGUAGAGAUAAAUGUGCAUGAAAAAUAGCAAAGGUAUUGAAUUGAAGUCAAAAGUUCAAAGACAGUGAAAAAAGACAAUAAUACUGCAUUGAGUGUGAAAUUUUAUAGAUAAUAAUAUACAUACAUACAUACAUACAUACAUACAUACAUACAUUUAAUAUAAGAAAGGUAUUGCUAAAAGUGAAAUUCCUACAACAAAUUACAUAUAUACAUACAUAUAUGUAUACAUAUAAAAUUAACUGCGAUUUGUUUGUAUUUGGCAAACAAGAAAUAAAAUGAAUCAUAUCCUUGUGGCAUAUUGCCAUUUAAAAAGUGGUACAUAUGUAUAUGUUUACACAGUGUAAUUGAGAAAUAUUAACUUAGUCAAAGGAUGCCUAGCACUUUGCUUGUGUUACGAUGUUUUUUUUUUGCUUUCAAUCAAGGGCAAAAGUUAUGAGUGGAAGUAUUACAAUUAUUACAAUUAAAUACACACACAAAGAGUACAUAAAUAGUAUUAGCCAAUCAAGUCAAUUUCCGAAUUUAAAUGUCAAUUUGACCCAAAGACAGAUGUGUUUUGAGUGCAAUGAAUAAAAUCGAAUAGAAAUGUAAAUGUAAAACAACCCUAAAACGGUGUAGCUACAUACAGAAACACAUACGUACAUGUUUACAUACAUCCGAAUUAGUAGUUCCAAGGGCAUACGUAUAUUUGAAAAAAUGUAUAUACAUAUACAUAUCAAUUUUUAUGCAUGCUUAAGUAGAUUAUGUGGGAGAAAUCUCUGAUUUUGAACUGGUGCGUUUUUUUUAAUCUUGACUAUUCGAAUGUCGAAUAAACCGUAUUUUUUUAUCGAACAAUCCGUUUUUUUCAUUUCGUAUAAAUCGUUCUUUUUUCAGUUUAAGGGAAACCCCUAAAUAGUUUCAAAUUAUAUCCCAGGUUAUUUAUGCUCUAAAUUUGAUGCGCCACUAGCUUGUAAAAAUGCUUAUAAAAAUGAAUGAAUUAAAACUGAAGCCAAAUAUUGAUAAUUUACUGUACAUAAAUCCAACAAGUACAUCCUUCCCAUUAAAAUUGUGAUAAUUUUUUUUAAAUUGUUGAUUUGAAUUGCUAAAGUUACGUUACGUUACGCGACAUAGAUGUCCAUAGUUGGGUGUAAAGUUCAAGGGGGUCCAGGGAAACCAGUAAAAUGUUGAAAGUGGUCUAAGACAUCAACAACUUUGGGAACCUCUGAUUUAGAUGAAUGAAGUAAAAGACAAAUAAUUAAUUAUUUUAAUAAAUACCUUAGUUUUUGUGAUUGCAUAUAUGUAUAUACACACAUACAUAUACUUACC
Rhagoletis pomonella (apple maggot) is the source of this 5977-nucleotide messenger RNA. RefSeq lists its product as uncharacterized. Lineage: Eukaryota; Metazoa; Arthropoda; Insecta; Diptera; Tephritidae. Gene Ontology annotation, biological process: proteolysis. The record is from RefSeq and is a predicted model, not a curated record. The transcript has 12 exons. Gene Ontology annotation, molecular function: protein binding; serine-type endopeptidase activity. The coding region runs from base 8 to 4657 and encodes 1549 amino acids. Gene Ontology annotation, cellular component: membrane.